Messenger RNA from Nylanderia fulva, 1374 nucleotides. The record is from RefSeq and is a predicted model, not a curated record. NCBI's taxonomy places the organism in Eukaryota, Metazoa, Arthropoda, Insecta, Hymenoptera, Formicidae.
AAUAUUAUUUAUUUUCUAGUGAUCCGCGUUAAAGGUCUCCUCAUACUAGCUACGUUGUUUCUCUUGUGAGAAAUAUUUUUCAGUAAGAUCUAUGCAGCAGAGUGAUAUACACGAGAGAAAAGCGCUACAUUUUCAGCCAGCAGCGUGUUAGCAGACGAUAAACAGUCCAAACAGUUAAGUUAGUUAUAAAGAGAAACCGUGGGGCCUUCGUCUCAGUUUAACUCAAACUUCCUUCGGGCGAGCUACGUUCGUUAGACAAACAAUCAUUUCGCAUGCUUGGAAGUAGACAUACUGCAUGCGUAUCAUGAGAAAAUACGUCGCAAAUCUCUUCAAACUACGUACAAAUCUAAAGGAUACCUCUUAGACGUUUAAUAUUAGCACUGUAUCAUCGAUAAACAGAAGCAUAUUUGUGGGCAAAUAAUCAAACAAAUUACGCCAAUAUGAAUGUUUUGAAAUCGGACUGGUUCAGCGAAAUAAGCGAUCUUUGGCCUGGUGUUGCACUUUCAUUGAAGGUAGAAGAAAUUCUGCAUUCCGAGCGUUCUCAGUUUCAAGAAAUUCUGGUAGUAAAAACACAAUCACAUGGGAGGGCUUUGAUGCUCGACGGCGCGAUACAAUGUACAGAGAAAGAUGAAUUCUCCUAUCACGAGAUGAUAUCAUAUUUGCCACUCUGCAGUCAUCCUAAGCCUAAAGACAUUUUGAUAGUCGGAGGUGGCGAUGGUGGAGCUGCUCGAGAAGUCGCGAAACAUCCGGAUGUGGAACGUAUUACACUAGUGGACAUCGACAACCGAGUUAUCGAAGUGUGCAAACAAUACUUGCCUCGUUUGAGUCUGGGUCUUAAUAAUCCUAAAGUAACCGUUUCUGUUGGCGACGGUUUCGAAUUUCUAAGAAAUCAUUGUGGACAAUUCGAUGUCAUUAUCACUGACAGUAGCGAUCCCGUAGGUCCCGCCGAGCAUCUUUUCAAACAACCGUACUAUGAAUUAUUAAAGGCUGCAUUGAAACCUGAUGGAAUUAUUGCCAGCCAGGCUGGCACGGUAUGGGAGAGCAUGCAACAAGUACAAAGUACAUUCCAGCAUUGUAAAACCGUGUUUCCGGUCGCCUCCUACGCAGUAACAGCUGUACCGACAUAUCCCACAGGUCAAAUCGGUUUUGUCCUUGGGAGCUUAGACAGCGUUACAAAAAAUUUUGCAGAACCGAUAAGGAUAUUCAACGAUGAAGAUCUCGAUCGAAUGGAAAUAAAAUAUUAUAAUGAUAAGGUACAUCGGACUUCUUUUGUUUUACCAAGAUUUGUGGAAAAGAGUUUACAAAUUGCUCAACGUACUAACUAAGUACUUAGUAAUAUUUACUUUAAAUAUUUAAUUUCAAUUUUCAACAACA